Thermothelomyces thermophilus ATCC 42464 is the source of this 174-nucleotide messenger RNA. RefSeq lists its product as uncharacterized. The record is from RefSeq and is a predicted model, not a curated record. Bases 1 to 174 code for a protein of 57 amino acids. NCBI's taxonomy places the organism in Eukaryota, Fungi, Ascomycota, Sordariomycetes, Sordariales, Chaetomiaceae. The transcript is spliced from 2 exons.
AUGAAUGGUGUCGUCAACACGGAGAAGGACGAGCUAGGAGGGGUACAGGGCUCGGAGCCUCCCGGACCACAGCCGAAUCCUGUCAAUUGGAAAGCCGGGACCAUCACUGCGGUCCGCGUCAUGCUUGCGGGCUGGUGGAUGCUGAGGGCAAAGUCAAAGCAGCCUAGCUCAUGA